Molecule: messenger RNA, 539 nt
Organism: Pseudophryne corroboree (corroboree frog)
Lineage: Eukaryota; Metazoa; Chordata; Amphibia; Anura; Myobatrachidae
Product: prostatic spermine-binding protein-like
Exons: 4
Coding region: 114-371 (85 amino acids)
Source: RefSeq, a predicted model, not a curated record
CUCUUACCUCUACAAUAUAUAAAGCCAAAAUAAUACACAUACAGCACUACUGAAGAAAGAUACUUGAGCUAAAGCCAACAAAGACAAAGUGAACUUUUUUUCAGAGUCCCAAGAUGAAUCCAAAAGUGGUAAUACUGGUGACAGCGAUGGCCCUUCUCUGCCUUGCACCACUUGGGAAAGCAGAUGAGGAUAAAGAUGAUAAAAAAUCUGAUAAAGAGAAAGAGGAAAAGGAUUCAGAGGAAGGUUCAGAGGAAGGUUCAGAUGAAGAUUCAGAUGAAAAUUCAGAUGAAGAUUCAGAUGAAGAUUCAGAUAAAGAUGCUGGUGAUAAGAAGGAGGGCAAUGACAGAGCUGAUGAAAACGAGGGGAAAUGAAAUCUAGAGUGAGAAAGAGGAAAAGGAGGCACAAGAUAAUGAUGAUGACCUCACUGACGAUGCUGUUAUAAGAUAUGACAUUCCACAUAUUAAGCAAGAAAUACAUUUAUGUCUUGAGAAUUAAUGUGUAAUGUUAUAUUUUACUUUCAUGACAAAUUAAUCAAUUAA